AUUAACGGGCAGUCAGCCGGUCUCUUUCUGCCUUUUAAAAAGCAGCCGACUCAGACCCUCAGCAGGAUUCUGACAGACGCUCAAACAAGAUUUCAGGAAGAAUGUCUUCUGCUACACUUUGUGCUGUUGUUCUGCUGCUUUGUGCUUUGACAUUCAGUGCUGCUCAGUCGAGCUGCAAAGGACGAUGUGGUUCUGGGUACUACAGGGGCAACAUGUGCCAGUGUGAUUACAACUGUCUGUCUUAUGGAGAGUGCUGCAAAGACUUUGAGUCUCAGUGCACAACAAGCGACUCUUGUAAAGGUCGUUGUGGAGAGGGUUUUAAAAGAGGCCGGCUGUGUAACUGCGACAGCGACUGUGAGAAGUACAAACAGUGUUGCUCAGACUUCAGCAACCACUGCGAUGCAUUAGAGCCACCUCAAGGUGACGCAACAGAUCUGUCGUCAACAUUCAGCGAGGGAGACAAUACAGAUGACCAUCUUAUUCCCCUGGUCAGUCCAACAUCAUAUCCACAAGAUGAUCUCAAUGAUGAUAUUUUUCCCAAUGACGAAUAUUCCGACGAUGCAGUUGGCGACCUGGAAACCACUCCAAUCCCAGAGAGCACUAGCGGCUAUGGAUCGUCUACAGCUGGCCCUCUGGAUCAACUUCCCACCGAACCCACCCAGAAUCCAGACACUGUAGAGACCACUACAGAGACAGUGACAGUAGACGCUCUAAUAAAGACGACUCUUGCUGAUAAUGAGCCGACACAGGCAGAUAGCAGUCCUUCCACCAUACCCCCAACCAUGGGUGAAGUCUCCACUAUCAGUACAGAUGCCGGAGAUCCCACCAGCUCAGGAACAACUCCCCCUCAGCCUACAACAGCAGCUGUCAGCAGCCUGCCUGUCGCAAACUCAGAGCACCCGAGAGGGGAUUCUCCUGGCCCCAACAGUCCAGAGCCUGUGCCAGAAGUCACAUCUAAGGGUGCUGUUUCUCUUGAGGGACAGAAUACAGAUCCCACUGUAAUCUCCACCAAUGAACCAGAGGAUACAACCCUACCCCUAAAAACAACCUACAACCCCACUGAGGCUUCAGUGUCCACAGUAACCACACAGGACCCAACACCCAUACCAACGACAGCCACUUUAGCCCUCGGACCAGAUGUAGACAACAAAGAGGAUGUCGCAACAGAACUGCCAACAUCUCUGCCAGACCUUGAGGAUCCUUCUAUCGGGGUAACUCCUUCCGACUCCAGGAAACCGUCUGAGCCUGAUGCCUUGACAACCAACAUCCCAACAUCCACAGAGGCAUCUCGGGAUGUCGCUACAGAAGAUGUUACACAAGCAAGACCCACAGCAGAUCCACUAAAUGUCCCUGAAGACCCACCCAAACCCACACGCUUAGAAGAAACAUCAAAACCCCAGGACAAGCCAGACCUGUUGAAGCCAAAGCCAGUUAAACCAAUAGCAGCUAAACCCAGCUCCAAACCUGAGACCAAGCCUCUGGAUCCUGCACAAACUCUCAACGUGGACAAUCCUCGGGACUACCAAGCCGAUGACAGCAACGACACAAAUCUGUGCAGUGGGCGGCCAGUCAGUGGAGUCACCACCCUGAGGAAUGGCACAAUAGUGGUUUUCAGAGGACACUACUUCUGGUUUCUGGACAGAAACAGGAUACCUGGUCAGGCCCAAGACAUCACACAAGUGUGGGGCGUCCCCUCCCCUAUCGACACUGUGUUCACCCGCUGUAACUGCCAGGGCAAAACAUACAUUUUCAGGGGACCGCAGUACUGGAGAUAUGAAAAUAUUUUGGACCCUGGCUAUCCAAAGGUCGUUGAAACAGGCUUCGAUGGGCUUCGUGGCCACAUCACAGCGGCUCUGUCCGUGCCUCAGUACCAGAGGAGGAGAGAGUCCGUUUACUUCUUCAAGAGAGGGGGAAAUGUUCAGAAAUAUUCCUACCAGUUUGGCACAAGUCCAAAGUGUGGCAGAAAACCACAGCAUGCCAUUUACACAGUCAGCAACCGGUUUGUCCGACAAGCAGUGUCUGCUCUUGGGGCAACCAUCAACAUCCGUACGUCAUGGAGAGGUUUCCCCCCGACCAUCACAGCUGCUGUUUCCAUCCCGAGCAACAGAGAACCAGAGGGAUACAAAUACUACGUCGUCUCAAGAUCCAAAUCCUACAAAGUGAGGAUGGACACUGGGCGUCCUGAAAUCCCCGCUCCUGCAGCCAACACGUCACCCCAGAGCAACAACAUCUUCAAGUGCCCAAAGAAAUUGUGAUUGAAGGAAAAUAUACUUUCUUGUAGGUUUAAAGUUUAUUCAAUUCUUCAUAAAACACAAUGCUUCAGCAUGGACUGAUUACAAAACGUACUUUUCAA
Molecule: messenger RNA, 2353 nt
Organism: Labrus bergylta (ballan wrasse)
Lineage: Eukaryota; Metazoa; Chordata; Actinopteri; Labriformes; Labridae
Gene: prg4b
Product: proteoglycan 4b
Biological process (GO): immune response
Molecular function (GO): scavenger receptor activity; polysaccharide binding
Source: RefSeq, a predicted model, not a curated record